Molecule: messenger RNA, 689 nt
Organism: Taeniopygia guttata (zebra finch)
Lineage: Eukaryota; Metazoa; Chordata; Aves; Passeriformes; Estrildidae
Gene: TMED2
Product: transmembrane p24 trafficking protein 2
Source: RefSeq, marked validated
GCCGCUCGGUGCCGCCGCCGGUCGCUCCGCCAUGUCGCCGGUGCGGGCGGUGCUGGCGCUGCUGGCCGCGCUGGCGGCCCCGGCCGCCGCCUAUUUCGUCAGCAUCGACGCGCACGCCGAGGAGUGCUUCCUAGAGCGCGUGCCGUCCGGCACCAAGAUGGGGCUCAUCUUCGAGGUGGCUGAGGGCGGCUUCCUGGACAUCGACGUGGAGAUUACAGGCCCUGAUAAUAAAGGGAUUUAUAAAGGCGAUCGAGAGUCCAGUGGAAAAUACACCUUUGCUGCCCACAUGGAUGGAACUUACAAGUUUUGCUUUAGCAACAGGAUGUCCACCAUGACUCCCAAGAUAGUGAUGUUCACUAUCGAUAUCGGGGAAGCUCCCAAGGGGCAAGACAUGGAGACAGAAGCUCAUCAGAACAAGCUAGAAGAGAUGAUUAACGAGUUAGCAGUGGCCAUGACGGCUGUGAAGCACGAGCAGGAGUACAUGGAAGUCCGUGAAAGGAUACACAGAGCAAUUAAUGACAACACAAACAGCAGAGUGGUUCUUUGGUCAUUCUUUGAAGCCCUUGUACUAGUUGCCAUGACACUGGGACAAAUCUACUACCUGAAGAGGUUUUUUGAAGUCCGAAGGGUGGUGUAAGAUCCUUCUGUGGUCUCAGAUUUCAGUUCACUCUCUACCAAACAUCCUGGUC